Messenger RNA from Closterium sp. NIES-65, 2793 nucleotides. Lineage: Eukaryota; Viridiplantae; Streptophyta; Zygnematophyceae; Desmidiales; Closteriaceae. The record is from the annotation of a GenBank genome assembly.
AUGCUCCCCCCCUUGCCCCAUCUCUUGCUCCCGCCUCCCUUCCUUGCUCUGUCACUUGCUCCCCCCUCCCUCCCUUGCCCCAUCACCUGCUCCCAUUCAACCUUCUUUACUCAUCGAUUUUCUCACUUCCCUCACCCGCCUGUCAGUCAACCCUCUCCCCUCGCUCAUUUUUCUCACUUCCCUGAUUCUUCUGUCAUUCACUCUUUUCUUCCCUCCCUCACUUUUCUCACUCACUUGCCAUUCAACCUUCCUCCCUUCCUCACUUCACACUUCCCUCACUCUUUGUCAGUCAAAUUUCCUUCACUAGUAGCUUGGUCACAGCCGUCAGUGGCGGAGCCAUCCCUUUCUCCUGUUGAGGUGCCUCAAAAGUCACCUGUCCUCCCUCCCUCCAUCACACCUGUCCUCCCUCCCUCCCUCCCUCCAUCACACCUGUCCUCCCUCCCUCCCUCCAUCACACACCCCAGUAGCAUGGUCACAGCCGUCAGUGGCGGAGCCAUUCCUUCCUCCUUCGCCCGGCUUAAGAAGCUACGGCAUCUGCGCCUCAAAACUCAAAUCCCCCUUGGCCCAUACGCCCACUUCCCCGUUGCGUUGAGUUAUGAGGCGCCUCAAAACUCAAAUCCCCCUGGGCCCAUACGCCCACUUUCCCGUUGCUCACUUGCCUAUUGCCCUCCAUCCACCCCACCUUGGUCGCACGGGGCCCUAACUAACAACAACUUGGAGGGUGACAUUCCCCCCUUCCUCUCUGCACUCACUGCUCUCACACACCUACUCUUGCCUGCCACCCACCCCACGCUUGCGUGCCGCGCCGCCCACUCCUUGCAUGCCACCCAGAUCAUUAUCCUCUCCUCUUCCAUUCCAACUAAAAUCUCCAAGUUCCCACCUCCCUUUUCCCCCUCCUCGCCACCUCUCCCCCAGGGGUUUGGGCCCAACCAGCUCUCCUCCUCCAUUCCUGCUAAGGUCUCCAAGUUUCCACCUCCCUUUCCCCGUACUUCCCCACCUCCCCUCCCCCACCUCCCUCCCCCCCUUCUUCUCCACCUUCCCCCCCACCCUGCACCCCCCCGUUCUCCCCGCAGGUCACUCGGGUCCAACAAGUUCACUUCCACUAUUCCGGCUAAACUCUCCAAGCUUCAAAAGCUCGUCAGACUGUGGACUCACCUCAGCUCUGCUCUUUCCCCUCCUUCACUUUCCCCUCCUUCACUUUCCCCUCCUUCCAACGACCUCACUCACCUCACCAUAUCCCCUACCCUCCCAAACCACCUCCUCAACCAACCCCGUUGCAACAGCAAUCUGGAGUUCAACUCGUUCGCCUCGAGUCUGCCAAGCUCUAUCUCCAAACUCAAGAAGCUAUCUGAGCUGACUCUCAAUGUCAACCUGAUCCAUGGGUCCAUCCCACAGGCCAUCUCACGCCUCUUCAAAUCAACCUCGUGGACUCUCAAUGUCAACCAGAUCAGUGGGUCCAUCCCGCGGGCCAUCUCAGGCCUGACUAGCCUUGUGUAUCUGGAACUAUCGUACAACCCCAUAUCAGGCAGCCUGCCUGCAGCCAUGGACUCUCCAGGCGCCACCCCUUCUCCUGUCCAACCUCCCCUUCCCAACCUCCCACCCUCCCACUCGCCCACCGCCCAACCAGGGAGCUAUCGUACAACCCCAUAUCAGGCAGCCUGCCGGCAGCCAUGGGCUCUCUCAAUUCCCUUCUUGAGGUUUCUCAAAAUGCACUCUCCCUCGUUACUUCCCCCUCCUCCCGCCCACCCCCCAACCAGGGAGCUAUCGUACAACCCCAUAUCAGGCAGCCUGCCGGCAGCCAUGGGCUCUCUCAAGUCCCUUCUUGAGGGUUCUCAAAGUGCACUCUCCCUCGUCACUUCCCCCUCCUCCCGCCCACCGCCCAACCAGGGAACUAUCGUACAACCCCAUAGCAGGCAGCCUGCCUGCAGCAAUGGGCUCCCUCAAGUCCCUCAAGAUCCUCGGCGUUUUCUCACUCUCCGUUCCACUCUUCCCCUGUUCGCACUACCCCAUGCCCCCACCCCACCCCAACCCCCUCCCUCCACCUUCUCCCUCAUCACCUUCCCCCCUCCUGCUAUCAUCACCCCCUCCCUCCUGCUAUCAUCACCCCCUCCCUCCUGCUAUCAUCACCCCCUCCCUCCUGCUAUCAUCACCCCCUCCCUCCUGCUAUCAUCACCCCCUCCCUCCUGCUAUCAUCACCCCCUCCCUCUACUAUCAUCACCUUCCCCCCUCCCUCCUGCUAUCAUCACCUUCCCCCCUCCCUCCUACUAUCAUCACCCCCUCCCUCCUAUCAUCACCCCCUCCCUCCUACUAUCAUCACCCCCUCCCUCCUACUAUCAUCACCCCCUCCCUCCUACUAACAUCACCUCCUCCCUCCUACUAUCAUCACCCCCUCCCUCCUACUAUCAUCACCCCCUCCCUCCUACUAUCAUCACCUCCUCCCUUCCAGAGAAAUUAAGGCAACAUGUCUCAACAACUCCCUGCCUCUCUCCCUUACAAAGCUCCAAGCACCCGACAGCAUCUUCCUCGCUAACCUCUCGUCCCAUUUUCCCGGUGCUCUCUCUGCCUCUUUUCCCGGUGCUCUCUCUGCCUCUUUUCCCGGUGCUCUCUCUGCCUCUUUUCCUGGUGCUCUAUCUGCCUCUUUUCCCGGUGCUCUCUAUGCCUCUUUUCCCGGUGCUCUCUCUGCCUCUUUUCCCGGUGCUCCCUCUGCCUCUCCCCAAAAACUUGCCCUACAACCAGCUCUCCGGCUCGUUUCCCGGUUUCCUCGCUAACAUCUCGUCCCUCACUUUGAUGUAA